Messenger RNA from Neocloeon triangulifer, 1369 nucleotides. Its product is annotated as E3 ubiquitin-protein ligase FANCL-like. The record is from RefSeq and is a predicted model, not a curated record. Gene Ontology annotation, cellular component: nucleus; Fanconi anaemia nuclear complex. The transcript has 9 exons. Lineage: Eukaryota; Metazoa; Arthropoda; Insecta; Ephemeroptera; Baetidae. Gene Ontology annotation, biological process: interstrand cross-link repair; protein monoubiquitination. The coding region runs from base 135 to 1259 and encodes 374 amino acids. Gene Ontology annotation, molecular function: ubiquitin protein ligase activity.
GUUUUAGUGAGCGAGAGGAGCAGCAAAAGUGAAUUUUCAAAACAAAACAAGUAAACAAACGCACAUGAGUGAGUGGUGAGUGAGAGCAGGCCGGAAGUUUCGUUACUUUUUAUUUCUGUUCAUAACCACUCACCAUGGACAGAUCUCGACUUGCAAGUUUGGUUCCUAAAAUGCUGGACAAAUUCCCUCUUAUGGUACCCAACCGUCAAUUUAGCGAGUACAGAGGCUUCCUUUCCCCUGGAGAGGCUGACUUGUAUCUGCACAUUUCGGUGCCAAACCUUCCUUCUAUCAAAGACAUAAAAAUAAAGGAAAUGUCCAAAAUUUUGCAAAAGUUGCUGGAAGGUUCUGAUCAAGAAUUGCAACAGUGGUUGUCCUCCAAGUCAAGACUGUUUUACGAUUUUUUAAUUUGGCUUCAAAAUCUUACCAUAACAAAAAGUUCGGAUGUUCAAGCCACUGUUGUAAAGUCAGUUGAAGUGCCUAUUGAAUUUUGGAGAGAUGUAGUCUCAAAUCUUUCAUCGAUUGGAUUUGAAAACGUUAAGUGCGUAGACAAAAGCAAUCUUAGUCAUUUUGAAUUGAAGGUCGAGAGUGCGGUUGCGACUCACUGCAUGCAGGUAGAGGCCAAUCCCGAUGGCUCCUUUCAGUGCAAGUGCCCAAAUUUGCCAGAAGUUGCUGUUCAAAUAAUUGCUCAGUGUCCGUCAGUGCCUGAAGCCUACAAAAUGCUUAAACGUCAAGUUGAAAAUUUGCAGACAUUUUGGCAUGUUGUUAAAGAACUGGACCAAGAGACUUGGGUAUUAGACCCAGUGGAGCCCAACCAGAGCCACACAAGAAGGCAAAUUUCAAUUGAAACAGGAUUGUCUGUGACUGUUACAAUAGACCCAUACAAUCCCUUACUGCUGCCUGAAAUUUCCUUCCUCGGCUCAGAAGCAAAAGUCAAGCCAAUCGAGAUUGAAAUUUACAAAAAAGAGUGGUGUGUUGUGGAAAACUCUCUUUUGAAGUCUCUCCAAAAGUAUUUAAACAUAGAAUUUCCUACUCCGCCCGAUAUGAACUCCUCCCAAUUGUCCCAAAGCCAAAUGUGCAGCAUUUGCAUCAUGUCUGAGGGUUUGAAUAGGACAUGUGAAGAUUGUGGGGGCCAAUUUCACGAGGAGUGCCUUUUGGGGUGGCUUCAGUCCGUCCCUUCUAAUAAAACAGUGUUCAACCGGAUUGCUGGACAGUGUCCUUUAUGCAAGCAGGUCAUUUCUUGUGCUAUUGCAGCACAAUAAUUAUCUAAAUAUUCAACGAAAUAUUUUCACACAUCAGAAUUUUUACAUUAAAUUUAACUCCUUCAAAUAUUGAAAAUCAUCGUCUUAAAACAAAAAUUACUUGAUUCUGU